This is a messenger RNA of Danio rerio (zebrafish), 1643 nucleotides long. Lineage: Eukaryota; Metazoa; Chordata; Actinopteri; Cypriniformes; Danionidae. The record is from RefSeq and is a predicted model, not a curated record.
GUUCUGAAAGCAAAAGAGGGUCCAACCCAGUGCUAGUAAGGUGUACCUAAUAAAGUGGCCCAUCAGUGUACAAGGUCAAUACCUAAAACCGCUAUUUUCCCUACUUGAUCAGCCAACAGCAAGGAUUAGUCUUGAUAAAAUAUAGAAAGUUGGAAAAUCAAUUCUUUUCAGACAUUAGUGUUUUAUUCCUGACUAGUACCCAUAAGAAUGUGACGGGGAGCACAUUCGAUUACCCUAAAGACGUCUUACCCAUUACCUUAUUUUACAUUGUGUCAAAUAGAAAAUAUGUCUUCUUGGAAGAAUUGUAUCUAAAUCCGCUGCCCUAUUUUUGUUCUCAACUGUCCCUUUGUUUUUUUCUAUCUCUUUUUAUAUCCCUGUGUUUGUUGUGUGAGGUCAUUCCCCAUGUCUUCCCUAAUCCUUUGUGGUGGUCAUCUUUCUGUCCCUGGGUUCAUUUCUAAUCCAUCCAUGGUCCUGUGCCGUAGCCGCUAACACCCUCCAUCUGUCCCUGUCCUCAUAUAAAAACAACCCAUUGUCCCGCAAUACAUAACUCUCCAUAAUUCACCGGGGCUCUCCUCUCAUCCUUUGGGUGCCCACGUCUCAUCUUUUUACAGAGUGAAUUAUCCUACCAUCAGCGGAAGCUUAAUCAUGUCUGAUGUAGAAGAGGAAUAUGAGGAACAAGCAGAGGAAGAGGAGGAGGAGACUACAGAGGAAGCUGGAACAGAACAGCAGGAUUAUACAGAAUAUCAGGAGGAGGCUCAGGAAGAAGAGGAGGAAAGACCGAGGCCCAAGCCCAUGGUUCCACAACUUGCCCCUCCAAAGAUUCCAGAGGGUGAGAGGGUAGAUUUUGAUGAUAUUCAUCGUAAAAGAAUGGAGAAGGACCUUCUGGAGUUACAAACUUUGAUUGAGGCCCACUUUGAGCAGAGGAAAAAGGAGGAGGAAGAACUGAUUGGUCUAAAGGAUAGAAUUGAGCGGCGGCGGUUUGAACGAGCAGAGCAGCAGCGUGUUAGAGCAGAGAAAGAAAGAGACAGACAGACAAGAAUUGCGGAGGAGCGCCAGAGGAAAGAGGAUGAGGAGGCUAAGAAGAGGGCAGAUGAUGAGGCCAAGAAGAAGAAGGUUUUAUCCAAUAUGGGGGCAAAUUUUGGUGGCUUCUUAGCCAAAGCAGAGCAGAAAAGAGGGAAACGUUUGACUGGUCGAGAGAUCAAGAGAAAGACUCUUUCAGAGAGGCGUGCUCCCCUUGGCAUCGAAAAUAUGCGUGAGGAUGCGUUGAGGCAGCGAGCUCAGGAAAUGUGGAACUGGAUUUAUGAGCUGGAGUCUGAGAAAUUUGACCUCUUGGAUCAAAUGAAGAAACAGAAGUAUGAGAUUGUUGUUUUGCUGAACAGGAUUUCUCACGCUCAAAAGUUCAAAAAAGGUCAUGGUAAAGGAAAAGUCGGAGGCCGCUGGAAAUAAGAAACUGGAAAAAUAAGGAAAGAAAACAUGAAUGCAUUUACUUAGUCUCUCAGAGAUGUGAAAUGGUCAGAAAUGCAUUUCAGAUCCAUUUCAGACCUAAUGUACUUGGAUUAAUAUCUUUGGCUUGUAUUAUUUUAAUUUGUUAGAUAUUUGAAUAAAGUCUUUGCAAAACAAAUAAAUGUAAAUGACAAACUGCA